AAUCAGUCUCAAUCUUUCAAUUCCUAAAACUCUGUAAUCCCAGAGAUUUUGAGCUUGAAAUCGAAAUUUCACCAAAUUGGAUUGUGGCCUACAAAUAAAACAACUAAGUAUUUAGGCGUGUGUACUGUGAGUGUGCAGCAAAACGGGGCCAAUAAAAGGGGAUAGUUCUGGUAAGCAGUUUGCUCAUGGGGCAUUAUCCCGUAUGUAGAGAACAGCUAUAUAUUAGGUUUGGGACUAAACAAGGCGUGUGGUUUGGUGUCAUCCGUCAAAGACUAGAUUAAUUAGAGCCUCUUCUUCUCAACGAUCAGUUUUGCCACUUCAGGCUCGGACAAAAAACCCUAAAAAAAAUCCCCCAUUGAAACUCAACUGGCAUUGCCGGGUACCACUAUUUGCCCCGCGAAGUACCCAUGUUUUCGCCUUUUUUUGUUUUUUCUUUAAAGAGCAAUGGUGAGACCAGCACUUGAAACAAAUCAGCUUUCCAUUUUAAAUACCAUAUAUAUAUAUAUAAUACUAUAAACCUCUAAAUAAGAUUGCCUUCGUUUUAAAGUCUUUAUCGUAUUUUCACCUUCCUUUGGGUUAAUUAUAUAUGAUGACUGACCCUAAUAAUCCCACCGAUGACCAUCGUUCUCAGCCGCCCAUACCAUCAUCCUUCGACCACCCAAACAUCCAAGUCCCACAUCCCUUGCUCACUCACACCUGCGAGGACCCGCCUCCCACGUGUGACAAACUACCUCCUGCUGGCAAAUCUCCUAUGGCCUCCUCCUCCUCCCCCGGGAAACACCCAAUGUAUCGUGGAAUCCGGUACCGGAGCGGCAAGUGGGUCUCUGAAAUCCGUGAACCGCGCAAAACCACGCGUAUAUGGCUAGGUACGUACCCCACCCCAGAAAUGGCUGCAGCUGCCUAUGAUGUGGCUGCCCUAGCCCUAAAAGGCAGUGAGGCUGUUGUUAACUUCCCGGCCUCUGUUGCUUCUUAUCGGCUUCCUGUUUCAACAUCAUCGGCGGAUAUACGGAAAGCGGCCUCAGCUGCUGCUUCACUUAAAAAGGAUGAAAUGAAAAGUGGGAUUAAUAUUGGAACAGAUGAGUAUCAUCAGGCGAAAGAUCGAGAAGAAAUGAGCAAAGAAGAAUAUGUGGACGAGGAUGCCCUUUUAGACCUGCCUAAUUUGCUGGUUGACAUGGCGCAGGGAAUGCUGGUGUCGCCACCGAGGAUACGCUCGACGCCAUCCGAUGAGUCGCCGGAGAAUUCCGAUGGAGAAAGCUUGUGGAGCUAUUAAUUGAUCCAUAUUUUUUGGAUUUUUUAAAUUCAAUAAAUUAGGAACUUGAGUUUGACGAAAUGAAGUAAGUAGGGCAUGGCUGCAGGCAUUUGAUGCAGCUUUGAGCAUAAAACUUGUCUUCCUCUGAAAAAAAAAAACUGUUAAUUAAAGGACCCCCCCCCCCAAAAAAAAAAAAAACAAGAAAAAAGGAUUUAUUCAUGAAUGUGUGAUAGAGUGAUUUGCAACACGUAAAAUACUUUGGGAUUUAAGCCGUUGGUUAGGGUUCCCAUAUUUCUUUGCUUUCAAGAGCUUUUUGUGAUAUAUAUAGAUAAAAUGAUGUAA
This is a messenger RNA of Gossypium arboreum, 1591 nucleotides long. Its product is annotated as ethylene-responsive transcription factor ERF027-like. Gene Ontology annotation, molecular function: DNA binding; DNA-binding transcription factor activity. NCBI's taxonomy places the organism in Eukaryota, Viridiplantae, Streptophyta, Magnoliopsida, Malvales, Malvaceae. The record is from RefSeq and is a predicted model, not a curated record. Bases 587 to 1270 code for a protein of 227 amino acids. The transcript has a single exon. Gene Ontology annotation, biological process: regulation of DNA-templated transcription.